Molecule: messenger RNA, 3195 nt
Organism: Humulus lupulus (European hop)
Lineage: Eukaryota; Viridiplantae; Streptophyta; Magnoliopsida; Rosales; Cannabaceae
Product: probable 2-oxoacid dependent dioxygenase
Exons: 1
Coding region: 1434-1856 (140 amino acids)
Source: RefSeq, a predicted model, not a curated record
AGAUGAAUUGUGCAGAUUCUUACUGAUAUUUGAGUCUGAUAAUACUUGAAUUGAAAUAUGGGUCUUUUGUGAUCUUGGAUGAAGAAAAUUUUCUAUUUCUGUUUUCAUUGGGAUUUGUUUGAUGUUUGCUAAGAGCUCUAGUAACCUUGCUUUAAUAACACAGGCUAUUUAUGUUGUCCUAAUGGUCAAUACAGGGUAAUCUUUGGUUGGUUUCACUUUUUUUCUGUUUGACAUUUCUUAUGUAUCUUCCAACUUUGGCUAAUUCGGCCAAGUGUAAUUAUUUGGUCCAAUCAGAGUCUAACUGAGGAUUUUUGGCUGCAUAAUCUAGGCCUAGUUUCUUUUCAUUAAAAGAUAUGACAUACCAUUUCAUGCCAUUGCUUUAUUGUGGGAUUUGAGGAUAUGAACAUUUAGAUUGGAUGAGCAUCACCAAAUGGUUUUAGUGUUUUGUUAUGAAAUACCCAACAACUUAUUUAACUAGGAAACAGUCUUUAGUAUGAACUGCAUACUUCCUUUAAACUUACUAAGUAUUUGAAGUUUCUUAUUUGUCAGAUUUUCAUUUGCUAAAUUCUUUAGAUGGAUUUACUGUCUAAGAUUAAGUGUAAAACUUAUGUUGCUUUCUGGGUCACUGCAGGUUUUCAAGUCUUAUGGUCUUGCUUCUCGGCUGUUCUGUGGUUUAUGACUAUGUCUGCUAUGCUUUUUAUUCCUUUGUCUCUAAAAGUUCUUAAAAAAACAAUUAAACAUGUAACCAGUUUCAAAAAAUAUAAACAUGAAAAUUUGAUAAGUACUUUAAGUUUAUAAAACUACUUAUAUGUAUUUAACUUUGUAUGGUUGAAAUAUACAUAUAAAAAAAAACAAUUCAUUCACUAAGGAAACCAAUUACAAACUCAUUAAGCAAAAUAUUCCACUGUUAUCUGCAAAGUAACCAGGUACAAAUGUAACCAGGUACACAUAUAACCAGGUACACAUGUAACCAGAUACAAAAAAAAAUAAAACAGUUUAACAACAAAAAAAAACACAACAAUAACAAUAAAACAAACACAAAACAGAAUUGAACAUUAUGCAAAUUAACUACAAAUCUACAAGAAACCAGAUACACAACCAUAAAAAAAAUAAAACAAACAGAAUACACAUGUAACCAGGUACACAUGUAACCAGGAACACACGUAACCAGGUAAAAAAAAAAAAAAAAGUUUAACAACAAAAAAAAACACAACAACAAUUCACUUAAAUGCAAAAGCCAUCACUAUAAUUAUAAUCAACUUAAAGUAGUGAUAGUUACAAGAAUCGAUACCAAAGUGGGUGAUCCAAUUUUUUUGUCAUUUUCUUCCUAACAACUAAGGUUGACCAAAGUGGUCAAUAUCUAGUAUAUAAUCUGCCAAUAUAAGAGAACUUGAUCAAAAUCAAACGAGGCUGCCCCUGUACCAAGCUCAUUCAUGGCCAAAUAUGAUAGAGGAGCUGAGCUUAAAGCUUUCCACGAAACUAAAGUUGGUGUCAAAGGACUUGUCGAUACUGGCAUCACUGAGAUUCCACGUAUUUUUCAUCAUCCUUGGUCUGAUGAUCAUUACACCAAGAACAGUAGUUCAGUUUCAGGAGAAACUACUGUACCAAUCAGUAUUCCAGUUAUAGACCUUGAAGGUCUUGACAAAAGCGAUGUUCGACGAAAGAAGAUUGUUGAGAAGAUAGGAAAAGCUUCAGAGAGUAGUGGCUUCUUCCAAAUUAUCAACCAUGGAAUCCCUGAAAGUGUUUUGGAGGAGAUGAAAGAAGGUGUUCGACGAUUUUUCGACCAAGAAACUGAGGUGAAGAAAGAGCUUUAUACUCGAGACUACUCGAAUCCACGAAAAUUAAAAAAAAAAUAAUAAUAAUAAUAAUAAUAAAAAAUACUUAAAAUGACUGAAAAAACCCUCACAAAAAUUCACAUAAAUGCAUAAUAAACAACUACUGAAUUAAAAUUUUCUUACAAAAAUGUUUACCAAAAUAAUAAUAAUAAUAAUAAUAAUAAUAAUAAAUAAAUAAAAAAGACAGAAAUUCCGUCACAAAAAUGCCCAUAUAGAAUAAAUAAACUUAUACAAAAAAUAUGGGAUAUAGAAGCAAUAUUUUGAUAAAUAUGGGAAAACAAAACCCAUAAAAAAGGAAAAUAACAAAAAAAGCCAUAAAAAAUGCACACAAAAAAAAAAAGCCAUAUAUAUCAAAUUUUAUUGAAUUUUCCAUAUUUCAUGUAAAUUCCUCUAAAUUAUAAGCAACUUUCCAUGUGAUUGGGGAUGUAUGGCUGCAUCUAAUAUUAAAAAAUGUACCAUAUAAAUAUAAACAAAUAUAAAGAGAAUGUGCCCUUUUUCUUUUAAGGAGAAAAUAGAAAUUCAUUAAUUGGUUAAAAUACAUAAAAUUUAAUACACGAAAAAAAAUAUUAUAGAGCUAAUACAAGUCUCAUAGAUGACCAAGAUGACUAACCAAGAGGUUUACCCAAGAAAACAAGUUAGUCAUAAUCCCCACAAACAGACAAAAAUUUUCAGCAAGCCCACUUUUCUUAGAUAAGACAAUUCGGUGGAUCAACGAACUCGUCCAUUCUAGUCCAAAAACCUCAAAAAAUCUAAAAGCAAGCAUAAAUACCGAGAGCAAAACUAUAACAUAAGGCCAAAAUACUAUCAUCACCAAGAACGAUAGUGCAAACCACCAUUAUUAACUAAAACAAACUAACAAUAAGAAUAUAAAACAACAAUAAACAACAAAAAUUAGUAAAAUUUGUAAGUUGAUCACUUGAAAAAUCAGCAGAGCGAGCAACCACCCAAGGUGUAGAUAAUUCAAGAAACAUUACUUAGCCACCUUCCUCCUAGACACCACUAUUGAUGGAACAACUCAUAGGCAGACUUGAAAGCCCUAAUACCUACGACCAAAAGCAAAACAACUUGAGUCACAAGGACAAGGAAGGCCAAUCAUAAGCUCAUCGAGAACUGCAGGUGGCCACCGAAAACCAAAUCCCUUGGCUAAUAAAAGAAAAAUAAGUCCAAACACUUACUCUAUCACCCACACCACCAAAGUAGUAAUAGCCCAAACUAUUGAGACCAGCACACUCAAGCCACUAGAAACGCAAACCAUAAAGCCUCUCGGCCAGAGAGCUCCAUCGACAUGUGGUCUCUCAUCGGGGACGCUCUAGGCCAGAGGAAGGAAGUCUAUAGGCUUUGUGUGUGUGUGUGCGCAAAG